AUCCCUCUUGUUCUUGUUCUUAUGGAAGACAUAAAGAUGCAAGUGUAUAUUAAAAUCCUUGGAAAGUAAUCAUUUUGAUAAAAUUAACAACAUUUUUAAAGAGCCCGUACAUUAACCAUUUUGCAGAACAAUUAGUAGGAAAUUUCCUUGAUUUAUACUAUUUAACUUCCUAUUCAAUUUCCACAGGCAAGAGUCAAGCAAAGCAAUACAAAGACUUCAAAAGUCAAUGGCUCAUUUCCUCUACAUUUCAUCCAAUCACCAAAAGCUUAAGUACCCAUUUCCCCUUUACCUUCACUCCAUCUCUCUAUCCUCAAUCUUUCUUCAAGGAUUCUUGAAAACUAAACAGUAAAGUUGCAAUCUUUAAGCAGCUAAGAAGCAAAAAUGGUGAAAAUUGGAGAAGGAAUUGAAGUCAGAGAUGAGCUAAUCAAGAAAACAUGUAACUUAACCAUGGAAGCUCACAAUUUAUCACCUGGGAAACCUUAUAUUUACAAGAAAAUUAAUGGGUCUACUGAUGUUGUUUUUGCUUUUGCUGGAACUUUGUCUUCUGAUGGUUGGUACAGUAACACUUCUUUUGGAGAGAAAGAGAUCAACACCACUCUGUUUCCAUCUUUGAGAAGUGUUGGCACUGAUGAAGUAGCUAAGGUCAAUGAAGUAUUUGCUACAAGAUUUGAAGAGAUACUGGACAAAUCUUCACUUAAAAAUGAGGUGGAGAAGGCAAUGUUAGAAGGAAGACAGGUAGUGUUUGCAGGGCACUCGUCGGGUGGCGCUAUAGCUAUUCUGGCAGCUCUCUGGUGUCUGGAAUGUUGCCGCACAAGACCAAAUGGUGACAUGUUACUCCAUCCAUACUGUAUGACUUUUGGAUCCCCUCUUGUUGGUAACAAGAUAUGGUCUCAUGCCCUCAGGCGCGAAAACUGGGCUCGUUACUUCCUACAUUUUGUCAUGAAGUACGACGUUGUCCCCAGAAUGAUGCUUGCUCCUCUUUCAUCAAUUCAAGAAUUGCUUCAAGUAAUCUCUCCCUUCAUCAAUCCAAAGUCCCAGUAUUAUCAGCACGAGGCUGUUGCACGAUCAAGUCAUGCAUCGAAUUUCUUUAUGACUGUAAUGAGGAGUGCAUCCUCUGUUGCAAGCUAUGAUGCAUGUAAUCUGAAGGGAUGCACAAACUUACUGUUGGAAACUGUUUCCAACAUUGUUCAACUUAGCCCUUACAGACCCUUCGGAACUUACAUCUUCUGCACUGGGAAUAGGAAACUGGUUGUCGUUGAGAACCCUGAUGCUGUUCUGCAGUUACUGUUCUAUUCCUCUCAAUUGAGUUCCGAAGCAGAAGCUGCAGUAGUUGUUCCUAGAAGCUUAAACGAUCACCUGUUAUAUAAAAACGAAAUGCAAGAUAGCUUAGAGAUGCAAGAUGUUCUCCAUCUCAACAAUCUUACUGAUAUUCCUUUAUCUUCAAAUGUUGAUCCAAGUAUGAAUUCAGCACUGAAUGACCUUGGCCUGAGUACAAGAGCAAGGCUGUGUCUUCGUGCAGCAGGAGAGUGGGAGAAGCAGAAGAAGAAGAACGAGGAAAAGAUUGAACAAAAUAAGAGAAGCAUCAGGGACGCAUUAAGCAAGAUACAGGAGUAUCAGACCAAGUGUGAUAUCCGUAAAGUUGGGUAUUAUGAUGCAUUCAAGAUUCAAAACACCGAUGAUGACUUCAAUGCUAAUGUGAGAAGGCUUGAGCUAGCAGGUAUAUGGGAUGAGAUCAUUGAAAUGUUGAAAAGGUAUGAGCUCCCAGAUAGCUUCGAGGGACGAAGAGACUGGAUAGAACUAGGGACACAGUUUCGCAGGCAAGUUGAGCCCUUGGAUAUUGCAAACUAUUACAGGCACUUGAAGAAUGAAGAUACUGGACCUUACUUGAUCAGGGCUAGGCCUAAGCGUUAUCGGUUCACACAGAGAUGGUUAGAGCAUUUUGAUAGAGUGCAAGCUGGUGCACGUUCCGAGUCUUGUUUCUGGGCAGAAGUUGAGGAACUAAGAAACAAGCCAUUUGCACAAGUGCAAGACAGGGUUUUGAAUUUAGAAACAGCUGCAAAUGGCUGGAUCCAGAGUAGCCUUCUUGGCGAUGAUAUUUUCUUCCCUGAAUCUACCUAUACCAAGUGGUGGAAAACACUCCCACCUCAGCACAAACAGGCAUCUUGGGUGUCAAGGAAAAUAACUCCUUAGCGCCUUGCGCCCUAAUAUCUUGAUAAAGAUGGUAUCCCAGCCAACUCACAGACACCUAUAACAUUCCACCACAUAUGUUGCAAUGCCCCUAAUAAGAGCAGCCAGAUGGUAUUUGCUUCAGAUAAUAAGAAAAAGAUAGAAGUAACAGCUUUACAUUACUUCAAUGAGAUUAACCCAGAUAUAUGUAGCUCAGAUAAUUGAAGAUGUUUCAACUUUCAUGAGAACUGCUUUACUUGUAUGGUAGAUUAGUAGCAAGAAUAGCAACAACAUUCAAGUAUUUAAGUUUGGGAUACAACAAACUCACAAUUUUUCCAUGUA
Molecule: messenger RNA, 2508 nt
Organism: Solanum lycopersicum (tomato)
Lineage: Eukaryota; Viridiplantae; Streptophyta; Magnoliopsida; Solanales; Solanaceae
Gene: EDS1
Product: protein EDS1
Biological process (GO): defense response; lipid metabolic process
Source: RefSeq, marked validated